Emys orbicularis (European pond turtle) is the source of this 1330-nucleotide messenger RNA. Its product is annotated as protein CLN8-like. NCBI's taxonomy places the organism in Eukaryota, Metazoa, Chordata, Testudines, Emydidae. The record is from RefSeq and is a predicted model, not a curated record. Bases 447 to 1304 code for a protein of 285 amino acids. The transcript has 4 exons. Gene Ontology annotation, biological process: lipid homeostasis; phospholipid metabolic process; nervous system development. Gene Ontology annotation, cellular component: endoplasmic reticulum; membrane. Gene Ontology annotation, molecular function: ceramide binding.
GCGAUCGCCCUUUUACUCAGUGCAACACAAAACUUGGCUGCAGCACCAGGGCAGAGUGUGGUUCGACCCCACUCCCGCAUUGCAAAUUAAGAUCCAAGGAGAACUGUGAACAACCACAAAGUCCGGCUUGCCAAAGCGGAUUACUUGUUGCGGUCCACUCCCCCCUCCAGGCAGGGAGCCAUGGUUUACGUCAGGCAGAAACAAAGCUGCAGCUGCUUCUGCAAAGGUGGAAUAAGCAGCCCUGACUUCAUCAUCUUGCCGUGGGCUGAUCGCUGCUGCAGUUGGAAGCACAGCAGAAGCUGGGCGGAGAAACUGCCGUGCAACUGAAGUUAACGAGCCGAUGGGUUUUUGCACUAACAGCCCAGGCUCAGUAACCUUAUAAAAGACCAAUGUGUGGGUGAGAAGCUUCAGACUCCCUCCAAAUAUUUUGAAGUAGAGAAGAAGAAAUGAAUCUUGCAAAUGAUGGUGCAACAUUAUUUGACUGGGACUAUGUUCUGUGGGAAGUUCGUUUGAAGCUACUGGCAGCUGGCUUUUUUAUCUACCUGGGAGUAUUUCUUCUAGCUCACUGGCUGUCCUCAUGCAUCAGUGCCAGUUAUCGCACUUUGUCAGGAUAUGAGAAGGUCUUGUGGAACUUGGUUAUCACAGGUGCCCUGUUUGGAAUUCAGUGUUGUGUAGCUGGGUUGUGGGCCUUACUCAAAGAUCCAGUUUUUCAAGCUGACCAAGUGUAUUCACAGCAAAAGUGGAGCUGGUUUCACUGCUUAAUAGCCGCUGGCUUCUUCUUGUAUGAAAAUGUAGUUAUUCAUGUGUCUAAUAUUGUUUUCAGAAAAUUUGAUAUGUUCUUGGUAGUUCAUCAUUUAUUUGCCUUUGGUGGGCUUUUUGGUCUGAUAAUUAACAUAAAAGCUGGGCACUAUCUACCCCUGAUGGGACUGCUACUUGAGAUGAGCAGUCCUUCAUGCUGCAUCUCGAGGGUGCUUUCAAAGACUGGCUAUGGUAAUACCCUUUUUUGGAAGGCAAGCCAAAUGGUAGAUAUCCAUAUGGUUCACUGCCGCAUGGUCCUCAUUUAUCACAUGUGGUGGGUAUGUAUUUCUAAUUGGAAUGAUGUGGUGGAAAAUCUGGGACUUCCAUAUUCUGUUGUCUUUUUCUUGGGGCUAAGUACACUUACAUUAAUACUUAAUCCAUACUGGAUGUACGUAACGACUCAGCGGCUCUUCGGUCCAGUUGAUUGGAAUUCUUCAAAUACAGCAGUGAAAAAUGGAUCCUCUGAAAAAUUAAAUAUCGAAACAUUCCAAAAGAAGAAGAUAUAAUUCUGCAACAGUUAUUAGGGUAACAG